Messenger RNA from Menidia menidia (Atlantic silverside), 3511 nucleotides. Lineage: Eukaryota; Metazoa; Chordata; Actinopteri; Atheriniformes; Atherinopsidae. The record is from the annotation of a GenBank genome assembly.
GCCGCGCGCGGGUGGGAGCGGAAAAACAGACGCGCGCUACUCUUUUUUUUUUUUUUUUNCUUUGGAGUGGCUGCGUGUGCAGUUUUUGGGGGGACCUUGCAAAUUCACGCUCCAACCUUCCCCCCCAAAACACGCUCUAAUUGGGGGGGGGGGGGGGGGGGGCGUGGGGGUCGCCGCUCCGGCCAGACGUAAGCGCGUCACAGGCGCAAACCGCGUGCGUCAAGAGCGGCGCACGGGCUCUGAGCAAGUUUGACCGCAACACUGAAAGCCUCAUCCCACCUCCUGUGACUGCAGGUCAACACGUGCACGUUGGAGUGUAUGUUUAAUUUCAUUUGCAUUUUUAUUUAAUUAUUUAUCUAUUUAUUCAUCAUGUUCCCUUUGCGCCCACGGCUGUCUGUCCCCGCAGAGGUCAGUAUGUCAUCGUCCGUGCGCGCGCACGUGCGUGGCGCGCGGACAGCUGAGUGACCCGCCGCGUCUCCUCACAGUCGAACUUGGGCUUGCUUUGGACUCUCAAAGUUUUUUUAAAUAUUAUUAAUCAUAUUCGACGAGGGUUGGAUUUUGCUAAAGGGAAAUCCUCAGCAACAGGAGGGACUGUGAACGCGGCAUGGACCCUUCGACCGUCCCGGGACACGGCCCGGAGGGCUUGGAGUUGACGGUGGAGAACGUGGAGUCGGCUCUCUACCAGCUGUACUUCGAUCCGGACAUGGAGCUUAAAAACGCGGCUCAGAAGUGGCUGACCCAGGCCCAGGCGUCCGCUCGGGCGUGGCAGUUCUGCUGGGCCCUGCUGGGCCCCGAAAAGAUCCCAGAGGUGCAGUUUUUUGGGGCCAGCACCCUCCACAUCAAGAUCUCCCGUCACUGGAGUGACCUCCCCGCGGACCAGCACGAGAGCCUCCGGACGCAGCUCCUCUCUCACAUCCUGCGUUUCUCUUCCGGGCCCAAAAUGGUGCUGACCCGCCUCUGCGUGGCCCUGGCGUCCAUGGCUCUCAACUUGAUCCCCCAGGCCUGGUCCAAGCCCGUGGCGGACAUGGUGACGGCGUUCCAGCCUCAGAAGUCCGACUCCGAAGACGGCUCAGGCGCCGAGUCCUCCAGGGACCCCCAGGCCCACUGCCUGGCCCUGCUGGAGCUCCUGACCGUGCUGCCCGAGGAGUUCCAGAGCUGCCGGCUGGCCCGGGCCCGCCGCGGCCAGCUGAGGGCGGCCCUGGCCGGGGAGUGGGCCGUGGUGUGCCCCCUGCUGCGGCAGCUCCUGCAGAGCCAGGACUCGUCCGGCCGGGUGAAGGAGAAGGUGCUCCGCUGCCUGUCCGGCUGGCUGGGGGUGGACGUGCCGCUGGGGGAGAGCCGGGAGCUGGUCCGGGACUGCUUCGCCGCGCUGGGCGACCCGGCGCUGUUCGACACGGCGGUGGAGACCAUCGUCGGCGCCAUCUCGCAGCCCGACUGCCAGAGGUACGUGGGCGCUCUGCUGGAACUGGUGCCUCUGGUGCUGGGUCUGUACGACCGGCUGAAGACGGCCGCCCAGGAGGGGGACAUGGAGACCUCCCACGGCAUCUGUCGCAUCGCGGUUUCUUUGGGGGAAACGCACUCCAGAGUUUUGCUGGAGCAGCUGGACCACUGGCAGGAAUACCUGGCUCUGGUGAACAUGAUUCUGUUCUGCACGGGCAUGCCCGGCCACUACCCGGUGGGCGAGACCACCAGCUCCCUCACGCUCACCUUCUGGUACACCCUGCAGGACGACAUCUUGUCCUUCGAGGAGGAGAAGCAGGCCGUCUACCUGCAGGUCUACAGGCCCAUCUACUUCCAGCUGGUGGACGUGCUGCUGCAUAAAUCCCACUACCCCUCUCAAGAGGAGUACGCCUCCUGGUCCUCUGAUGACAAAGAGCAGUUUAGAAUUUACAGGGUGGACAUCUCGGACACUCUCAUGUACGUGUACGAGAUGUUGGGAGCCGAGUUGCUCAGCAGCCUCUACGACAGGCUGGGCAGACAGCUGAUGGACCCGCAGCAGUCAGCGGUAUGGCAGGACACUGAGGCUUUGCUGUUCGGCUUUCAGUCCAUAGCUGAGACCAUAGAUGUGAAUUACUCUGAUGUUAUUCCUGGUCUCAUUGGCCUGAUCCCACGAAUCAACAUCAGCAACAUAAUGCUGGCUGACACAGUCAUGUACACCAUAGGUUCUCUAGCCGAGUGGCUGGCUGACCACCCGGUGAUGCUGGCUGGAAUAUUACCCAUGGUGCUCCAGGGCCUGGUGAAGCCGGAGCUCUCCGUGUCCAGCGUGUCCACUCUGAAGAGGAUCUGCAGGGAGUGCCGGCAGGACCUCCGGCCCUACGCCGAGGACAUCCUCACCGUCUCCCAGGAUGUGCUUAUAAAAGAAAUUCACAAGAGCAGCCAGUGCAUGUGGCUGAUGCAGGCCAUGGGCUUCCUGCUGUCCGCCCUGCCAGUGGAGGACAUUUUGGGCCACCUGCACUCCCUCAUCAGCCCCCACGUCCAGCAGCUGGAUACGCUGGCCCAGCAGGAGCCUGUUUCCACGAAUAAACAGAGCAUCGUCCAAAUCCUGGGGAUGCUCUCCAGUCUUUUUACCACUCUGGACAUCAACAGACAUGCGGACGCCUACGAGGAAGCAGCCAGUCCCGGACUCACACCCUUGCAGGGUGCACAAAACCCUGUUGUGGUUGUUUUGCAGCAGGUGUUCGCUUUGAUCCAGACCAUCCUCAGCAAAUGGCUCCACGACUCAGAGGUGGUCGAGGCGGUGUGCGGGGUGUUCGAUAAAUCGGUCCGCACCCUCCUCCACGAUUUCGGGCCCGUGGUGGCCAAGCUGAGCCAGAUGCUGGGGCAGAUCUACCACGCCUUCCCUCAGGCCUCCGCCCUGGACCUCGCGCGUCAGAUGGUUCACAUAUUUGCUGCGGAGGACCAACACACCUCGGACAUCAGAGCCCUCACCGAAGCCGUGACGGCCACCACGCUCGCCGUGUUCCAGCAAGGUCCGAGGGAUCACCCCGACAUCGCGGAGGCUUUUAUGCACCUCCACGCUCAGAUUCUGAAAAGGAAGCCUGACCUCUAUCUGUCCGACCAGUUGGAUGUUAAAGCGUUGUUUUAUUGUGGGAUUCUGUCCAUCAAGUUCCCAGAGACAUCUACAGUAAAAGCAGCCUGCCUGUUUUUCACAGAGUUCUCCAGCCGCAGUAAAGAUGUACCCCUGCUCAGUGACGUGCUCCAAAAGGACGGAAAGCUGCUGUCCGAGACCCUGCUCCAGGCGAUCGGAGGUGGCUCUCCCGGUAGCCUGACGGAGCAUUUUUCUGACGUCCUGCUUAAUCUGAACCGGCACUAUCCCGCCAUGCUUUCUCAGUGGCUGAAAGAGGCGCUGCAGACUCCGGGGUUCCCUUCGGUCCACGUCACCGCCGAGCAGAAACACACCUUCAGCCAGCAGCUCCUAAGGGAGCAAACCAACAAGCGUCGGGCGAGGGAGACGGUGAAGGAGUUCUCCCUGCUCUGCAGGGGCCUGCAGGGCUCCGGGUACUCAGAGUUCUAG